AUGCUUUCGCGACAAGCUGUGAGGCGUUUUCCCUAUGCACUGCGAGGUUCUUCCGGUCGCAGUUCAGCUGCAACGCUGCACCGGACGCUUGCCACUCCUGCAGUGCCGCCUUCGCCCAACGACCCUUUCGCGAACGGUACCAAUGCCUACUAUGCAGACAUGAUGUAUAAACAUUGGAUACAGGACCCGAAGUCAGUUCAUGUCUCCUGGGACGCCUACUUCUCUGCAAUGGAACGGGGAGUGCCGAGUGCCAAGGCAUUCCAACCGCCUCCUCGCCUGAUCGUUCAACCCGCAGAUGGCGCACCAGCCCUACAUGCUGCAGGCGGCGCGGAACUUGAUGACCACUUAAAGGUACAACUGCUCGUUCGCGCAUACCAAGUUCGGGGGCAUCACCUAGCCGAAUUAGACCCGCUGGGCAUCUUAGACGCUGACCUCGCUGAUGUCCGGCCGCCCGAACUCGAACUCAGUCACUACGGAUUCACGCAGCGGGACCUGGAUAAACAAAUUGCUCUUGGGCCUGGUAUCCUACCCCACUUUGCAACGGAAGACCGCAAGACGAUGACACUCGGGGAAAUUAUCAAGACUUUGAAACGCAUAUAUUGUGGUGCCGUUGGCAUUCAGUACGUGCAUAUUCCGGAUAAGGAGCAAUGUGACUGGAUCAGAGAACGCACGGAAAUCCCUAAACCAUGGAACUACACUGUGGAGGAGAAACGAAUGAUCCUAGACCGCCUUAUUUGGUCUGAAUCUUUCGAGAAAUUCAUUGCGAGCAAAUACCCAAAUGAGAAGCGUUUCGGCCUCGAAGGCUGUGAGGCACUGAUUCCAGGCAUGAAAGCUCUCAUAGAUCGAUCAGUGGAUCACGGCGUCAAGCACGUCACUAUCGGGAUGCCCCACCGUGGGCGCCUCAAUGUACUGGCGAACGUCAUCCGCAAGCCCAUCGAAGCCAUCUUGAAUGAGUUCUCGGGUUCGGUUGAUGACGAUUCUUUGGCAGGGGAUGUCAAAUACCACCUCGGAGCCAAUUACGUGCGACCCACCCCAUCUGGAAAGAAGGUCUCACUAUCGUUGGUUGCUAAUCCAUCCCAUCUCGAGGCAGAAGAUCCACUCGUGCUCGGAAAGACGUAUGCUAUCCAAUACCUCGAAGGAGAUGAGAAGACACAUAAUGCGGCUAUGCCCGUGUUGCUUCAUGGUGAUGCCGCCUUUGCUGGCCAAGGUGUAGUGUACGAGACGAUGGGCUUCCACAACUUGCCAAAUUAUGGCACAGGAGGCACCAUUCAUCUUAUCGUCAACAACCAGAUUGGUUUCACUACCGACCCUCGCUUCGCCCGUUCGACUCCAUACCCGUCCGAUAUUGCCAAGGCCAUAGACGCCCCUAUUUUCCAUGUCAAUGGCGACAACGUCGAGGCUGUCAACUUUGUGUGCCAACUCGCAGCGGACUAUCGUGCCAAAUACAAGCGCGACGUUGUCAUUGACAUCGUCUGCUACCGCCGUUACGGGCACAACGAAACUGACCAACCGAGCUUCACUCAGCCUCGCAUGUACAAAGCGAUCGAGAAACAGCCUACACCGUUGACCCAAUACUCCAAGUUCUUGGUUUCAAGAGGCACUUUUACAGAGAAGGACAUCGAGGAACACAAGAAAUGGGUGUGGGGAAUGCUAGAGAAGGCCGCAGGUGGAGCAAAGGACUAUGUCCCUUCGAACAAUUGGCAGGAGGAGACACUCCCUACUCGCUCUACUGGCUCCGAUGAGAAGACGCUAAAACGCAUUGGGAGGGCUGUGUCACACUACCCUGCCGGGUUUACCCCUCAUCGCAACCUUGCCCGUAUCCUCACUACGCGGGGAAAGACUGUCGAAGAUGGCCGUAACAUCGACUGGUCAACUGCAGAGGCUCUUGCGUUCGGUGCUCUUGCUCUGGAAAAGGUUCACGUUCGCCUUUCGGGACAAGAUGUAGAGCGUGGAACCUUUUCGCAGCGUCACGCCGUCAUUCAUGACCAGAUCAACGAACAAAAAUAUGUCCCGCUGAAUAACCUGGAUUCAAAUCAAGCGCGCUUUGUAGUUUGCAACUCCUCGCUCUCUGAGUACGGCACGCUGGGCUUUGAACUCGGUUACUCCCUUGUGUCACCUGACUUCCUUACCAUCUGGGAAGCUCAAUUCGGAGACUUUGCCAACAAUGCUCAGUGUAUCAUCGAUCAAUUCAUUGCGUCAGGAGAACGCAAGUGGUUACAGCGCACGGGGUUGGUCGUGAAUCUUCCUCAUGGUUAUGACGGUCAAGGUCCGGAGCAUUCAAGUGGAAGAAUUGAGCGCUUCUUACAGCUUUGCGGUGACCACCCACAUAUCUUCCCUUCACCCGAAAAGAUUGAACGACAGCACCAGGACUGCAACAUGCAGGUCGUAUACCCGACUACGCCCGCUAAUUAUUUCCACGUCCUCCGUCGACAAGUGCAUCGCGAUUUCAGAAAACCACUCAUUUUAUUCUUCUCCAAAGCAUUGUUGCGGCAUCCUAAUGCUCGCUCUGACUUAUCAGAAAUGAUCGGCAAUACCCAUUUCCAGCGGUACUUGCCUGAACCUCAUCCGGAUCAUUUGAUGCCACCGGAACAAAUCCGUCGCCACAUCUUGUGCACAGGCCAGGUGUACCACACCCUUGUUCAGGAGCGCGAGCAGAAGGAUAUUAAAGACAUUGCGAUCAGCCGUGUGGAACAGCUAUCACCUUUUCCAUAUGAUCUUAUCACUCCUCAUCUCGAUAUGUACCCCAAUGCGGACCUCUUGUGGUGUCAGGAGGAGCCUCUGAACAAUGGAGCGUGGACAUAUGUAGGUCCUCGCAUAUUGACUGCUGCCAAUGGAACCCAGUAUCACCGGGGCAAGUACCCGCUCUAUGCUGGGCGGGAGCCCACAAGCUCUGUUGCAACGGGUAGCAAGAUUCAGCAUAAGAAGGAAAUUGAAGCCUUCCUAGAUUCUGCAUUUGCAUGAGGUCGCCGGUUUUGUGGUCGUCAGCGAGGUUGACUGCGUAUUUCCACAUACACUAUCCACUUCAGCCCGCCUCGUCUCUUGGGACCUUAUC
This is a messenger RNA of Pisolithus orientalis, 3052 nucleotides long. Its product is annotated as thiamine diphosphate-binding protein. Lineage: Eukaryota; Fungi; Basidiomycota; Agaricomycetes; Boletales; Pisolithaceae. Gene Ontology annotation, cellular component: mitochondrion; oxoglutarate dehydrogenase complex. Bases 1 to 2961 code for a protein of 986 amino acids. The record is from RefSeq and is a predicted model, not a curated record. Gene Ontology annotation, molecular function: thiamine pyrophosphate binding; oxoglutarate dehydrogenase (succinyl-transferring) activity. The transcript has 11 exons. Gene Ontology annotation, biological process: tricarboxylic acid cycle.